Molecule: messenger RNA, 559 nt
Organism: Oncorhynchus masou masou (cherry salmon)
Lineage: Eukaryota; Metazoa; Chordata; Actinopteri; Salmoniformes; Salmonidae
Product: metallophosphoesterase MPPED2-like
Exons: 3
Coding region: 92-406 (104 amino acids)
Molecular function (GO): hydrolase activity
Source: RefSeq, a predicted model, not a curated record
GGACCCUACCCCGUAUGACACUCCUAAGCCAGCAGGACACACGCGGUUUGUGUGUGUUUCGGACACCCAUUCCCGUACAGAUGGGAUCCAGAUGCCCUAUGGUGACGUGCUGCUCCACACGGGAGACUUCACUGAGCUGGGCCUGCCCUCUGAGGUCAAGAAGUUCAACGACUGGCUAGGUGGUCUACCCUAUGAGUUUAAGGUGGUGAUAGCAGGGAACCAUGAGCUGACCUUCGAUAAGGACUUUAUGGCUGAGCUGGUCAAGCAGGAUUACUACCGUUUUCCCUCCGUGUCCAAACUGAAGCCUGAGGACUUCGAUGACGUCCAGGACCUCCUCACUAACUGUGUGUACCUCCAGGACUCUGAUGUCACCGUCAAAGGCUUCCGGAUAUAUGGGACGCCAUGAGUGGUGGAUUCAUUCAUACCAUCAUCUAUCAAUGAAUCCAGGCUGCAUCACAUCCGUGAUUGGGAGUCCCAGACGGCGGCACACAAUUGGUCCAUCACCGUCCGGGUUUGGCCGGUGUAGGCCGUCUUUGUCAAUAAGAAUUUGUCCUUAACU